AUGCCCUCGAGGACGUCGAACGCCGGGUCCCGGGGCGAGUACGACCUCGAGGAGCCCGCCGCGCGCUGGGACUGGUCCAAGUGCGAGCGUUGGUGCCGCACGUGCAAUAUAUGGCGUCCCCCGCGCGCCGCGCACUGCACCGAGUGCGGCUACUGCGUCAAGCGCUUUGACCAUCACUGCGGCGCCGUCGGCAACUGCGUGGGUCGCGAUAACCACAGGUGGUUCGUCGCGUUCCUGUGCGCGUGCUCCGCGCUGGUGGUGUUGAUGCUGUCGGUUUCGGUGCAUAGGCUCAGGGCGGGCGGAUGGUUCGUGGGCAGGGGCAGCUGGGAGCGGUUGACGCCGUGGAUCCUGUUGGGUUGCGCCAUAACGUACGGGUACAUGUCCGUGCUCGCGUGCUUCGCGGCGUCGCACGUGUGGAUCUUCUGCUGCGACGUGACCACGAAGGAGCUGAUGCGGCCGACGGGAAGCGAAGGGGACAGGCUGGCGGGAAGGGAACGAAGGCAGGAGGCGUGGCGUCGACUCUGCGGCGAUUGCAACGCGUUCAGGAAGGCGAGCCUGACUAACAUCAUUGAGGGUGUUGCGUGUGCCAAGUGCCGGCUGCGAUCGGCGACCGCGGUGAGUGAUGCCACCGGGAUCAUCCUCGACCCCGACACCGUGCUCAAGGAGGUGGCGAAGGACGGGGACUCGGUGCUGGUGCGGUUCGGUCGCGGGCCCGAAGCUUUCACGACCAAGUGGCGGAACCGGCCGACGGCGCGACCCUUCGAUUGGGACGCCAUGGACUCCAAGGGCGUGGCGAUCCGACCCGACCACGACGCGUGGCUCAAAGACUUGGACCUGUACAUGUACGGCGUGGACGACAUGGUGGAGGAGAUACACGCCAAGACGCACGAGAAUGCCAGGGCUGACGAUGUGAAAAACGUCAAAGCCGUCAUGACCGAGUUCGGCGGCUUCAUCCAGGCGGUGUUCAAGCUGUACGAGGCGAAAGGGGACGGCGACGACGGCGACGUGGAUCGACUGACGCUGGAGCAGUUCCGGAUGCUGUGCCGCGACUUCGCCAAGGGUCUGACGAACGAGUACGUUGACGAGUGCUUCAACGCGGUGCUGCCCCAGAACAUGAAGGGAGCGAGGAAAGGGUCCGUGUCGACCACCGCGGAUCUCAACGGAUUCUUCGUCGCGAUCCUCAAGGUGGCGGCUAAGGUGUUCGGGCCGGAGACCAAGGGCGGGUUCCAGGAGCUCGCGCCCAGGCUCGAGCACUUUCUCAAGAGGGACGCGUUCCCGGUGUUGGCGCCGGUUUUCGAGAAGGUUCACGACGAGCUCCGCGGCGCCGUCACCCCGGAGGUGCUCUCGUUGCUCAAGAGGUGUAAGAGGCUGAUGGCCAAGACUUUGGACAGCUGCCAGCUGCGUCGCACGCCGGCAACCGCCGGGCACCUGGACGUCAGGUACUUGAGCGUCCACGCGACGCGGUGGGGUAUCGUUUCCGAGGACGCCGGCGAAGGGAGGGACGACGUCGUGAGCCUCGAGCAGCUCACCACUUACGUCGUGUACGUCAAGCAGCUCGCCGCCGCCGGGGACGUGGAGAAGUUCACGAUCCAGGCAGCGCCGUACGAGGUUGAUCAAGGGGAGUUUGAGAGGCUCCUGGUGUCGAUGGCGUAUUUCACGUACAACGCGGCGAUGGCGACGGAGGCUAAGCAGAGGGAAGAGGAGAAAAAGGCGAAGGAGGCUGCCGCUGCCGCAGCGCGCGAGGCUGAGGGGUACGAGGACGGCGAGGAGGAUGAGGGUAUGGAUGAAGAUGGCGAGGCGGCGGAGGUGACGGAAGCCGAGCCGGACGGACCGUCGAUCACUUUCCCGGAGUAUCUUCAAACAUAUCUGGACUCCAUCUUCGAGAAGGCUGGUGCGCUCGUGGCGAUCGAGCCGCCCAAGAUAGAGAUUUGA
This is a messenger RNA of Micromonas commoda, 1932 nucleotides long. RefSeq lists its product with no specific name. Gene Ontology annotation, biological process: protein targeting to membrane; peptidyl-L-cysteine S-palmitoylation. Gene Ontology annotation, cellular component: endoplasmic reticulum; Golgi apparatus. NCBI's taxonomy places the organism in Eukaryota, Viridiplantae, Chlorophyta, Mamiellophyceae, Mamiellales, Mamiellaceae. The record is from RefSeq and is a predicted model, not a curated record. Bases 1 to 1932 code for a protein of 643 amino acids. The transcript has 2 exons. Gene Ontology annotation, molecular function: protein-cysteine S-palmitoyltransferase activity.